AGAUGUUGUUUCAACCACUCGAAAUUGAGUGAAUCUUCAAUUUCGUCCGCUGCAGCCACCGUGAGAAAAGUCACGCAUUCCGGAUCAUCAGCUGGCAGUCUCUUUCUUAGAUUGGGAUGUGUGGUGUUCGGCGUGACCGGUGUCGUUUAUUACGCAUUUCUUGUGUUCCUGUGCAGUUCCGAUGUGAACUGCUCCCGUUGGUCGACUGCUUUGGAUGUGUGCGCUAUCGUUUUUAUAUUCACACAGAUGCACUUCAUUUUCUGUAAUUCAAAGGUCAGCUUUCUGUCUAUCACUGGGCACCACACCGCAGCACGAUUCGGUACCAUGCAUUUGAUGGCAGCCAAUUUGUGGACAUGGAUUCGAUAUGUGUUAAUGGAGGAAGGAGUCAUGGAGAAAGAAAUAAGAGACGUGUUCAAGACGAUAAGUAAUCGCACUGAACUAGAAAUGGACGAAGCAUCAGUUGACGCCUUUGAACAUCGAGAUAUCCAUGUCACGGGUAGUUGCCGUGCCGCUGAAUGUAUACUAGGUACACUCUCCUCAGACGCUCACAUUCAUCGUAAUACACGUUUACAAGUGUACGGUUGGGAUCAAGCUGGAAGGGCGAGGUGUCAUAGAUCGGUCAGGCUGUUCACCGACACAGCGGCGGAAAGCCAGCAGUAG
This is a messenger RNA of Ostertagia ostertagi, 660 nucleotides long. The record is from the annotation of a GenBank genome assembly. Lineage: Eukaryota; Metazoa; Nematoda; Chromadorea; Rhabditida; Trichostrongylidae.